Messenger RNA from Eubalaena glacialis (North Atlantic right whale), 3426 nucleotides. It is a transcript of the gene GUCY2F, whose product is annotated as guanylate cyclase 2F, retinal. Gene Ontology annotation, molecular function: peptide receptor activity; ATP binding; guanylate cyclase activity. The record is from RefSeq and is a predicted model, not a curated record. Gene Ontology annotation, biological process: protein phosphorylation; cGMP biosynthetic process; receptor guanylyl cyclase signaling pathway. NCBI's taxonomy places the organism in Eukaryota, Metazoa, Chordata, Mammalia, Artiodactyla, Balaenidae. The transcript has 19 exons.
AUGAAGAGCAUCCAUAACUGCGAUCCAGUGAUUAGAAACCACAUCAAGAAACUGCUGUUGCUGCCUUUGCUGGGGCCUGCUGGAAGCAGGACGGCUCUGUUCUUGGGACCCUGGCCUUUCUCUCACCUUAUGCUCUGGUUUUCGGCUCCCGGAAGACAGCGAGGGCACCAUGGCCUUGCAUCCUUCAAGCUCCUGUGGUGUUUGUGCCUCCUGGCCCUUACGUCCCUCCCGCAGCGGGUAUGGGCACCCCCCUACAAGAUAGGGGUGGUGGGCCCUUGGACUUGUGAUCCAUUGUUCUCAAAGGCCCUGCCCGAGGUUGCCGCUCGGUUAGCCAUUGAGCGGAUCAACAAGGACCCAUCGUUUGACCUGGGUUACUCUUUUGAAUACGUGAUUCUCAAUGAAGACUGCCAGGCUUCCAGGGCUCUAUCCAGUUUCAUUUCCCACCACCAGAUGGCCUCAGGAUUUAUUGGACCUGCCAACCCUGGCUACUGCGAGGCAGCCUCACUCCUGGGAAACAGCUGGGACAAAGGGAUUUUCUCUUGGGCCUGUGUGAAUUAUGAAUUAGACAAUAAAAAUAGCCAUCCGACCUUUUCUCGGACACUCCCUUCUCCCAUCCAGGUGCUGGUAACCAUCAUGAAAUAUUUCCAGUGGGCUCACGCUGGAGUCAUUUCCUCAGAUGAAGACAUUUGGGUGCAUACAGCCCAUCGAGUUGCAAGUGCUCUUCGGAGCCGCGGCCUACCUGUAGGGGUCGUCCUGACCACAGGACAAGACAGCCAAAGCAUCCAGAAAGCUCUACAGCGGAUUCGCCAGGCAGACAGAAUUCUCAUAAUCAUCAUGUGUAUGCAUUCGACCUUGAUUGGGGGAGAGACUCAGACACAUCUCUUGGAAUGGGCUCAUGAUCUGAAAAUGACUGAUGGAACCUAUGUCUUUGUUCCCUAUGACGCCCUGCUCUACAGUUUACCUUAUAAGCAUACCCCCUACCAGGUUCUAAGGAACAAUCCAAAACUCCGGGAAGCCUAUGAUGCUGUGUUGACCAUUACAGUGGAGUCCCAAGAAAAGACCUUCUCUCAAGCCUUUAUGGAAGCAGCAGCUAGAGGUGAAAUUCCUGAGAAGCUGGAGUCAGAUCAAGUUUCACCGUUGUUUGGAACCAUCUACAAUUCAAUUUACUUUAUCGCACAAGCCAUGAAUAAUGCUAUGAAAGAAAAUGGACGGGCCAGUGCUGCCAGUCUGGUUCAGCAUUCCAGAAACAUGCAGUUCUAUGGAUUCAACCAGUUGAUAAGGACAGAUUCAAAUGGAAAUGGAAUUUCAGACUAUGUAAUCCUGGACACCAACUGGAAAGAAUGGGAACUCCACAGUACUUACACUGUGGACAUGGAAACAGAGCUGCUACGAUUCAGAGAGACCCCAAUUCACUUCCCUGGUGGCAGGCCACCUCAAGCAGAUGCAAAAUGCUGGUUUGCAGAAGGGAAGAUCUGCCAAGGAGGCAUCGACCCUGCCUUCGCUGUGAUGGUCUGCCUUGCCUUGCUUAUAGCCCUGCUGUCUAUUAAUGGAUUUGCUUACUUUAUAAGACGUCGUAUAAAUAAAAUCCAGUUGAUUAAAGGACCCAACAGAAUUCUACUGACUUUGGAGGAUGUGACGUUUAUCAAUCCCCACUUUGGCAGUAAGAGAGGAAGUCGUGCCAGUGUAAGCUUCCAGAUCACAUUGGAGGUCCAAAGUGGAAGGUCCCCAAGGCUCUCCUUUUCUUCAGGGAGCCUAACUCCAGCUACCUAUGAAAACUCCAACAUAGCGAUUUAUGAGGGUGAUUGGGUGUGGCUGAAAAAGUUCCCCUCUGGAGAUUUUGGAGACAUUAAAUCCAUCAAAUCAAGUGCAAGUGAUAUGUUUGAAAUGAUGAAGGACCUACAUCAUGAGAAUGUUAACCCUUUAGUGGGCUUCUUCUAUGAUUCGGGGAUGUUUGCCAUUGUGACAGAAUUCUGUUUCCGAAGGAGCCUGGAAGACAUACUGACAAAUCAGGAUGUGAAACUAGAUUGGAUGUUUAAAUCAUCACUCCUGCUGGAUCUCAUCAAGGGCAUGAAGUACUUACAUCACAGAGAGUUUGCUCAUGGGAGGCUGAAGUCUCGGAACUGUGUGGUGGAUGGGCGUUUUGUACUCAAAGUGACAGAUUAUGGCUUUAAUGACAUCUUGGAAACGCUAAGACUCUCCCAAGAGGAACCUUCUGCGGAAGAGUUGCUGUGGAUGGCCCCUGAACUGUUGAGAGCCCCGAGGGGCAGCAGGUUACGUUCUUUUGCGGGAGACGUCUAUAGCUUUGCCAUCAUCAUGCAAGAAGUGAUGGUCCGGGGCGCCCCAUUCUGCAUGAUGGAUCUGCCUGCCAAAGAAAUCAUAGACAGACUUAAGAAGCCUCCUCCUGUCUACAGACCAGCGGUUCCUCCUGAGCACGCCCCUCCAGAAUGUCUCCAGCUGAUGAAGCAGUGCUGGGCUGAGGCUGCAGAACAGCGACCAACUUUCGAUGAAAUAUUUAACCAGUUUAAAACUUUCAAUAAAGGGAAGAAGACUAAUAUUAUUGACUCUAUGCUUCGGAUGCUGGAGCAAUAUUCUAGCAACCUGGAAGAUUUGAUCCGGGAGCGGACUGAAGAGCUGGAAAUUGAAAAACAGAAAACGGAAAAGCUUCUAACACAGAUGCUACCACCAUCAGUUGCUGAAUCCCUCAAAAAGGGCUGCACGGUUGAACCUGAGGGCUUUGACUUGGUCACCUUGUACUUCAGCGACAUUGUGGGCUUCACCACCAUCUCAGCCAUGAGUGAGCCCAUCGAGGUGGUGGAUCUUCUCAAUGACCUGUACACACUCUUUGAUGCCAUCAUUGGCAGUCAUGAUGUCUACAAGGUAGAGACCAUUGGAGAUGCUUACAUGGUGGCCUCAGGCCUCCCAAAGAGGAAUGGCAUGAGGCAUGCAGCCGAGAUUGCAAACAUGUCCCUAGAUAUCCUCAGCUCCGUGGGUACCUUCAAGAUGCGGCACAUGCCAGAGGUGCCAGUCCGGAUUCGAAUAGGCCUGCACUCAGGGCCGGUUGCUGCUGGAGUGGUGGGCCUCACCAUGCCCAGAUGAUACUGCUUAUUUGGAGACACUGUGAACACAGCUUCUCGGAUGGAAUCAACAGGGUUACCUUAUCGCAUUCACGUCAGUCACAGCACGGUGACAAUUCUUCGAACCCUGAGUGAAGGCUAUGAAGUGGAGCUUCGAGGAAGGACAGAGCUCAAGGGCAAAGACACAGAAGAGACCUUCUGGCUGGUUGGAAAAGAAGGCUUCACGAAGCCCCUUCCCGUGCCUCCAUCAGUGGGCAAAGAUGGGCAAGUGGGCCAUGGCCUGCAACCAGUGGAGAUUGCAGCCUUCCAAAGAAGAAAAGCAGAAAAGCAGCUGGUGAGAAACAAGCCGUAA